This is a messenger RNA of Manduca sexta (tobacco hornworm), 3905 nucleotides long. RefSeq names its product transient receptor potential channel pyrexia. Gene Ontology annotation, cellular component: membrane. Gene Ontology annotation, molecular function: monoatomic ion channel activity; protein binding. The transcript is spliced from 13 exons. Lineage: Eukaryota; Metazoa; Arthropoda; Insecta; Lepidoptera; Sphingidae. Bases 724 to 3675 code for a protein of 983 amino acids. The record is from RefSeq and is a predicted model, not a curated record. Gene Ontology annotation, biological process: monoatomic ion transport; transmembrane transport.
GGUUUGUCCAUUGGGUGCAUCGAUUGGGUGUAUUAUAUUUGGAGAAUAUUAUCAUAACGAACAAUAAACUGAAACACCUUCCAACGGUUUUGGGGUAGGCAGCGGUAGAAUAAACCCAGAUUUGCUAGCAAACUUAGUUUGUGAUGCAUAUUAUAUUGCUUAUAAUUUUAUGUGACGGACGUGUAAAAUGGAUAUAUUACGAAGAUACAAAAAGGAUAAAGACGAAUCAGGAAACCGUGUUUCAGGCCAUGAACUACAAUCGCUUACGAUCGAAGAGGAUGAUCGGGGCGCUGAAAAGAUUACCUCGCGGCCCAGAAGUCAGAGCGAAGCGUGGCUUUUGCCCAGUAUCAAGGUACAGCAAUCCCAAGCAUGGCAUGGCUUCGAUAUCCAAGAUUCAAGAACAGUCGGAGACUCACUUCCCAAACUGUAUAGACGUAGUGAAAGAUUUCGAAGAGGACUUAACACCAAACUGCUUGAAGCUAUCAAAUGCAGAGAUGACUUGGAGGUCCAGAGACUGUUAGACCAAGGUGCGAAUCCAAACGCGACGUGCCACAGGGAGUGCAUCUCCGCGUGCCACCUGGCCGCGCUUGCGGGCGGCGAGGCACUUUCUCUGCUGCAUGCGCGGCAUGCUGACAUGAUGCGCUAUGACCUGCUCGGUAGGACGCCGCUGCACUUCGCUGCCUGGGAAGGGGAAACAUCGCGCAGGUUGCGCUUCUUCUUGAUAUGCAUAAAGGAUUACGCGACAAAAUUAAACAUCAGAUAUCACUGGACGCGAUACAAGAAAUAAAAGCAAUCAACAGCCAUUUUCAAGAAUUGGCCAAUGUCCGUUGUAAAUUAGGAGAGAUUACACCAAAACAUUUAAACGCGUGGCAAGACACCUUGGAUGAGAACACCUUCAGAACAGAGAUUAAUUUCCCACUCAUAAAAGCUGGCUGGACUCCGCUGCAUGCGGCAAGUGCGAAUGCUCGCCCGCACUGUGUUCGCCUCUUGCUCGCUGCCGGUUCAGACCCGAAUGUUCGAGAUUUCGGCGGGAGAUCCGCUCUAGAUGUCGCCGGCUUUGCGUGUUACAACGGACGACAAAUAAACCCAAAUAACUUCGCGGAAGUAAUAAAGCUCCUUCUUAAAGCUAAUCCUGGUAACAGAAGCAUAAACCAGCUAAAAAUAUCUCACACUCCGCUCCAUACGGCAGUAGAGGUGGGAAGCAUUGAGGGUAUAGCUGAGUUGCUGGCCGUUGGAGCGUCUGUGUCAUGCCUAAAUCAGGACGGACUCACGCCUCUGCAUCUGUGCGUUAAGAAGAAACAAAAGGAUCAUCUACAGAUUUUUCUAAACAAGGACGUAGAAAACGCGUCUGUCGUAGACAAAGACGGGCAGACAAUCCUUCACACGGCCGUGCGCGCCAAGUGGGUUCCAGGAGUUUGUAUAGCUCUGGCAGCGGGAGCCCACCCCUUAGCAGUAGCACAAUAUGGAGAAACGCCAUUCCAUUUAGCUGCAGCUCUAGGCAACGUCGACAUUUUCAGCGAAAUCAUCGAGGCCAAUGGUGUCAGAGAAAAUAUUAACUUCAAAAAUGCAGUACACAAAACGGCCCUUUUCAAAGCAGUUGAAAAAGGACAUACUGAAUGCGUUAGAAAGCUUCUUAAGUACGGAGCGUCGAUAUCUGAAACUGCGUCUCAAAAAAUGAAUGUAAUACACGUCGCUGCUAAACUAGGCCACGCGGACGUUCUGAAACUCUUACUUGAACGUAGCUACACUGUCACAACAGAUAUAAUUAACUCAAGAACUGCUCAUGACGGUAAAGGUUUCGGCCCAAUACAUUUUGCCGUCUGGAAUAAUCACCCAGAAUGCGUUAAACUACUUCUUUCAAAAAAUGCUUGCCUAAUUCUAAAGACUUUGUGUGGUCCAGAUAAGUUGUCCACUCCCCUACAUAUAGCUGCAAUGAAAAAUAAUUUGGAAAUUGCAAAGAUCCUACUAAAAUUUAGUACGGCGAUAGUGCACGAAGUCAAUAAUCUAGGAUGGACUCCAUUACACACAGCAAGUCAUUACAAAAGUCGGGACGUGAUAUUCUUUCUUCUAAAGGAAGGGGCUAACUUGGCAACUAUUACUCGUGGGCAGACGAUGUUAAGAAAAACAGCAAUGGAAAUGAUCAUGAAUAAUUUGUCCAAGCCGACUGAAUUUAUGGAAGAAGUGUUCGACUCUUGCAUCCAUGACAACGAUUUGAACCUACACGAGCCUCAAUAUCAAGUCACUGUUGAUUACAGCAUUUUGAUAACUGAUACCAAAGAUGCACUUUCCAAAACCUUACCUGAUUAUACAUUACCUAUUAAUCAUAACAUGGGACAGAUGACGGUGGUAGAUGCGAUCAUCGGCUCCGGGAACAGACAAAAGCAGAAUAGACUGCUGCUUCAUCCUCUAAUAGAAAGCUUCCUGUGUUUGAAAUGGAGGGCGUUAUUGCCGUUUUUUUGCAUGAUCAUUAUAGUGUACAUUGCGUUCGUGAUAGCUUUGACUGGUUUUGUAUUGUCUACAUUCUAUGACACGGAUACAGAGAAAUCUAUUCCAUACACUUAUGAUUCGGGACCAUGGGCCUCGAUCACCUUCGCUGCACUGAGCAUACUGGUUGUACAGGAGUUGUUUUACUAUAAAUUCUCGCGAAGAUAUUUCGGACAAUUCGAGACUUGGGUAAAAUUGUCAACUAUUUUUCUAGCCAUAAUCCUCAUGAUGUACCACGAUGUUAGGUAUUUGGAUAAGGUUUGGUACAGGAAUGUAGCUGCAUUAGCUUUGCUUCUCUCUUGGGUGGAGCUGAUGUUUCUGCUGUCCGGAUUUCCAAAUUGGGGAUACUAUGUGCCGAUGUUUAGCCAGGUAUCUUCAAAAGUGGUCAAGAUUCUUCUGACCUUCGGAUUCCUUAUAAUCGGAUUCUCACUCGGAUUCAUGAUAGAGUUUCACGCGGAGGGGCCUUUUGAAAAUCCUUUUGCCGCUCUCGUCAAGACCAUGGUGAUGAUGGCAUCAGAGUUCGACUACGACGACCUCAUAGAUAACAUAAAAGAAAAGAAGGGACUAGCACCGUCCCUCAUUCCUGUUCGUAUCAUUUUCCUAGGCUUUUUGAUUUUCACCGCAAUAGUCCUCAUGAACUUGAUGGUCGGUGUGGCUGUCAACGACUUACAAAACCUGGAGUUUCUAGGCAACAUAAGGAAGACUGAAAAGCAAGUGGAAUUUUUGGCUUUCCUCGAAAAUAUAAGGAAAUAUCUCCGCCUGCAUAGACUUCUGCCGGCGUGUAUUCUCAAAAAGUUUAUAGUUGAGAAGAAGAUAACUUUAUGUCCAAGCGAGCGAUCCUGUAAAUACUAUAGGAAAUUACCGAGGCAUAUAAGGGAAUCUAUAUUUGAAAUAGCUCAAGAACAAAAACGACACACAGAUGUAGAGCACGACACGAAAACUUACAAUACUAAACUCAAUGAGAUUUAUAAAGCUAUUGUAAAACGUUCUAAAGAGGAAGAAUUGAGUAAUACUAAAGUGUUAAUAGAGGAACAACAAAAUGGAAAGCAAGAUAUGGAAUUGAUUGUAGCUGAAUUAAAGAAACAACUUGACUUGCAUUUUGAAAGAACUAUUGAACUUUUUAAUAUUAAAACGGAUAGCAUACUUAAUAAAUUAAAAGGGGUUGGAAAUGAAGGAAUUAUCGAGGUCUAAAGCCGAUUUUAGAUGCCAAUUCUCAAACGUAAGCGAAUGUCCGUAGACUGGUUUUAUUAGUUUAAAUAUUAUAUCAAUAAAUACUUUUUUAUAAGGGCGUCAAAUCAAAUCACAUAAUAGUACGUUUGUUAUCACAUUGAAAAAAUCUUAAAAUAGAUCAUUUUUGUGUGCAAUAGGAUCUUGUAAUUAAUAUCAUUGAACGAUAUUUUAAAUAUAUUUUUAUUUUUUAA